GCGCGCGUGUGUGUGUGUUUCCGCGUGUCCGCUCGGCGUGUUGACAUUGGGAGAAGACAAGCGUGCGUGUGUGCGCGGCGGGACCCGAGUGCGGACAAGGUGAGCGAGCGAGCAAACAACGAACUGGCCGCGGGGCUCACGGCUGUGUGCGUGUGCAUGAAGACAGUGCGUGGCUGUGUGCGGGCGCACUCCUGCUCCGUUUUCCUCGGUCGUGUACAACAACAAAACUGCCAUUGACGGCGACCAUUCUGCGAACGGUCGUGCGAGGAGGAAUUGAAAACUUGGCGAAUUUCGAAAACUGGCCGAGUCGAAGUCGAAGAGUGGAGGAGCACAAAGAAGAAAGACCGAAGGAGGAGACAAGGCAAAGACAGUCAAGUGAAGGAAGAGCGAUUUUUUCGGAGAGACAAGACAAGACGACAGCGCGACUGGCUCGGUGAAUUGCAGUGAAAAAAGGUGAAAACAAAUGUGCAAGCGUGAAACGGGCGUCGAAACGUGCAGCCCGAGGAAAAGUGAGUUUUGCGCUAGGGUCUGAACGUCGGGAACGGCGCGGCGGCUCAGCGAACACGGCCAUCGACGGUGAGACAACGACGCGAGGACAACGGCAACUGGGCCUGAAUCGCAACGGAAUCGCGACCUGUGCCCGCGGCAGUAGACGGAACAGGACCCGGGUCGGCGGCCGACCCGCUGUUGCGAACAAAGCGUGCGGGAAGUGCAUUGCGUGCACCGCCCGCAACUUGGCUACCGAGCGACAACUGCGGACUUGUGGAAACGGCUCGGCGACGGCAGCCAGCCACCCUUCCUCGUCUCGACCUGCACCCUCUCACCGUCACCGCAACGUGUAAAUCAAUGUGUUGCUGGAAAUGAUUGAUAAAAAGGAGGUCGUCUCAUGGUUUAAGGAGCUGGAAAGUUACAAAAGGAUCGAUGCCAUGUACACACUGAUCGGGAUGUGUCUGCCGUUCGAGCUGCGCUUCCUCGGCUCCGUGCUGGAGGAGCUGGGGCGCCGCGACUCGCAGGAGCUCCGCGGCAUCGAGCUGCGGGUGAACAACCCCCAGGAACUGGCAGCGGACAUCGCCAGUUGCCAGAACGGUGAGCCCACGGACAAGAAGAUCCGCCGGAAGAUGGCCAUCUACCUGGCGCUGAUCAGGGCCUGCAGCCGGUCGUGUGUGAACGAACUGUUCAAGACCCUGGAGGGCUGGGGCGAUAUGGACUUUGUCAAGUUCGGCGAUGUCGAGAACACGCUGGAGGAGCUGUUGCUUGUGUACACGAUGGCCUCGUUGCACCCGGUGUUCUCGUACGAUCAGCGCAAUAAGUGCGCGGACAUUCUGGCGAAGAUUGAGGACUCACAGAAGCUGCUGCACAGCUCGCAGCAGCAUCAGCAACAACAACACCAUCCGCACCAACAGCAGACGCAGACUGUGCAACACGAACAACAGCACGGGACGGCGGUGGCGAACGCGGCUGCUGCAUCGCCUAUGGUUCAGGGUCAUAUGGUGGCGGGACACCAACACAUGCACGCCCAAAUGCAGGUCCUGCCCAGCUAUCACUAUGCCGUGCAGCAGCCGCCAAUCCCUCAGAUGAUCCACACAGAUUCAUCAGUAUCACAUCAAAUUCCGGCAGAUAUUCCAUUUCACCCAACAUUGGGCAUUCCUACAGAAUACACAGUUGGAGCGCCACCGCCCCCCAUCUGGACAAUACGGCCUGGCAUUCAAUCAUACACGCCGCAGCAGCCACCCUCGAUAGAUUUAUGCUAUGUUUUGCAGCCACAUCCGCCACAAUCGCCGUCUCCAAUGUUAAGCCAGCAAUCGUCCCCGUCACAUAGUCGAACAGCUAGCCCGAGCCGAUCGAGCGGCGGAGGCGGCGGCAAUACGAUCAUGCAACAGCAACAAACGCAACAGCAACAACACAAUCGCAAUUCACAGCAACAGCAACAGCAGCAGCAACAAUCGCAACGGAAUAAUACUCUAAGAAAUAGCCGCCGUCCAUCUGUGGAGACAACGCCACCCCCGACCAUGCAACAGCAAGCGCAUCAGCUGCCGCCUAGUCAACUUAUAAUUCCAAGCGACAUGAUACCGCCCUACAUAAAGAACUUGGAUGAUAUUUACAAUCCGGACGGUACAUUAGCCCUACAAUGUCGUAAUGGUUACACAAGAUCCGGCCAUCACACUAUCCCACGUCAAUCAAAAUCAUCUCAUCAUAAUCAACAGCAGCAGCAACAUCAUAAUCAGCACCUACCGAAUAUGACAAGUCUUAUAGGUAUCGGCAGUGGUUUAGUGGGUGGUGGCGGUGGCGUAAUAUCGCCGUCGCCACUCCAACAGUCGGGCGGUACGACAACUGGAAGUUUCAAUGCAAUGAACGCGGCAAAUCUGACGUAUCAACUGCAUAAUAUGGGUUUGAGCGAUAAUCCAGCGGCAACGGCCGCAAUUCUAGAGAAUAAUAUAGUAAUUAGUAGUACUAAUAGUAAUAGUAGUAGCAAUAGACAUCAUAACAAAAGUGGUGAAAGUGAUUCGGGCAACUCGAUAGGUUCGUCGGUCGGUGAGAUCUCCCCGCCUGAUACGCCAGCAGCACUGUCAUCAGUAGUAGUCAAUAAUAGUAAUAUGAGUAGUAAUAGUAGUCUUAGGAUAAAUGAUCAAAAUAAUUUUAGUAAACACAAUUUGAAUAUGACACGUUUGAACGGUCGACCCGAUAAACUACUGGCGGGUAGCGGGGUUGGUUUGGUUGAUGCAGGUGUGAUAAGUAGUAGCAUUGGCGGAGGCGGCGGGGGCGGGACGACGGUCCUCUACGCUCACGCGCCCAACAGCUCGCAACAGCAGCAAUUCAUUGGGAACGAACUAAUUUUAGCAACCGGGCCUAAUCUAAUGCCAUCGCCGAUCGCAAAUAAUAAUAACAAUAGUAAUUUAAGUUCAACGGGAAACAGUGGGAGUUGUAGCAACAACAAUUUAGUCACAAGUACACAAGUAAUGUUAACAACGCCGACGGCGGGUAGUGGCGUGGUAAGUAACGUAAUCACUACAAAUCCAGUAAUACUACAACAUCAACAACAAUUUAGCGCUACAUAUCCCUAUCCCGCGCAACACUUACCUACAACAAGACCACCGAUAUUGCCGCACAACACGGCAGCACCGGCGGCGGGUAUUCCCCCACCUCCGCUUCCCUACCGGCAUCCCGGUUUUCAAAUUCCAAACGGUGAGCCACCCACUGCAGUCUACCAAUAUCCCGCCCAGGUGGCUGGUGGAGCAGGGUUCCUUUUAGGCGGUGCGGCGACUCAGCCGCCAAGCGGUGUCAUGCGAUCGUCACAACCAUCACAGUCUCAGUCACAAGCCGCUUCGCAGCAACAACAGCAACAGUCACAGCAACCACUGCCGCCUCAAGGAGCACCCCAGCAGCCCUCAAUACAGCCCGUGGCACCUAGUACCCUUCUGGCGGCUAACACAUCACCUUAUACGACUCUGACAGUGGGAACGGCUAAGGUAAUGUCGUGCUUCAAUUGUGGCUCGCAAACGCACACGGGACGAGAUUGUCAGGAGGCGUCAAUGGAGGAUGUGACCCGUUCAAUAUACAAAUUAGACUAUUCCCAAUCGAUUUCACCGACAACGCCUGGCGCUAGUCAUGCCGGUGGCGGUGGAGUGACGAGCAAUAGUAGUAACAGUAGUAGCAGCAGUAGUAGUAGUAGCGGGGGUGGUGGUUCAGGAUCCGGUAGUGGUGUUUCAACGGCCGAAAUUGCAACUGAAACAUCAUCACCCACGUCAUCGUCAUCAUCAUUGUCUAAUAGUAACAUUAAGUGAUUAAUUGUAAUUCAUGUUUUUAGGACUUAAUAAAUUUAUACAUAAUUAUGAUAACGACUAUAUUAUAAAAUCUAUUUAAAACACAGACACAAUUUCAAGUCAAAAUCAAAAAGAGCAAAAAAAUAUGAGAAAAAACAUUUAACUUUUAUUAUAUCCUUUUUUUCUUCAAUUAAUUCCUUUGUGUAAGCAAACAAGCAAAAAGAGAUCAGACAAAAAGUAGAAAAUAUAAAAUCAAACACGAAAUUUUUCUGUUGUGCCAUUUGUAAGCGAAGAAAGAAAACUGAAUUAACGAAUACACGUAGUUAAAUAUGAAGAGGGAAUUAUUGUUUCGGGACGGCGUAAGUCCACAUGGAGAGAGGUGGAGAAAACACCAGAUUAAAUUGGUAGAUUUAGUGGGAAUUUGAUUUGAUUACAAAAUUCUCGAAUUUAGAUUUUAUAUGUGCUUUUAGAGACUUUUAAAAUGUAUCUAUGUGUCCAGAGAA
Hermetia illucens (black soldier fly) is the source of this 4264-nucleotide messenger RNA. Its product is annotated as myb-like protein Q. The record is from RefSeq and is a predicted model, not a curated record. The transcript is spliced from 4 exons. Gene Ontology annotation, molecular function: nucleic acid binding; zinc ion binding. Lineage: Eukaryota; Metazoa; Arthropoda; Insecta; Diptera; Stratiomyidae. The coding region runs from base 861 to 3782 and encodes 973 amino acids.